Messenger RNA from Fonsecaea multimorphosa CBS 102226, 846 nucleotides. RefSeq lists its product as uncharacterized. Lineage: Eukaryota; Fungi; Ascomycota; Eurotiomycetes; Chaetothyriales; Herpotrichiellaceae. The coding region runs from base 1 to 846 and encodes 281 amino acids. The transcript has a single exon. The record is from RefSeq and is a predicted model, not a curated record.
AUGUCCAAUCCAUCCCAACUCCUGCUCCUCGCCGACCACAUUAAGCUUUCUCUUCUCGAGCGUCAGCGCGCCAUCUCGCUGAAUCUAGAUGUCAACCCGUCGCAAGACUCGAACAUUGCCCGCUCAUUAGAAUCCUUCCGAGAGGGCAUCGAGGCCCUCUCCAACCGCACCCCCGAAGACGAAUCGCUCUCCCAACUGUGGAGCCAAUAUAAUGACCUGUCGCGGCAGUUUCAAGGAGAAAGCUCCGCAACGGCCGAAGACACAAUCUCGUCGCCGAAUGACCCGGCCUUGAGAGAAGAUUUUGAACGCGCAAAGACCCGCAAACCUAGUGACGCUGCCCAACAACAGAAAGCCUCGAACCUACGGAAACAGGAUGCGGCGGUGGCGCAGAACCCGGGCGCCAAAAAUGUCCGCUUUCGCGAUGAUCCUUCGCAAGAAUCACUGGAUGCCCAAGAUGAAGCGAACCGAGCGGCUCUCUUCCCUGCUCGCUAUACGGAUGAGGAGGACUCUCGCGCUCGUACACCUGACCCCACAGCGAAUAUGGACAACCAACAAAUCCACGUCUACCACCAGCAAGUGAUUGCUGAGCAAGACGAGCAGCUUGACCGGCUGGGUGAAUCUAUUGGCCGCCAACGUCAUCUGGCCAUGCAGGUUGGCGAUGAGCUCGAGGGUCAAAUUGCUCUCCUAGAUGAAGUCGACAGGGGCGUAGACAGGCACCAAGGUCGGCUGGAUGGCGCAAAGAGACGGUUAAAAGGUGUGGGCGAACGGGCGAAGCAGAAUUGGGGCAUGACGACGAUCGUCGUGCUGAUUGUUAUCCUGGUAUUGUUGAUUGUCUUGUUGAAAUGA